This is a messenger RNA of Hevea brasiliensis (rubber tree), 1083 nucleotides long. RefSeq lists its product as uncharacterized. The coding region runs from base 1 to 1083 and encodes 360 amino acids. NCBI's taxonomy places the organism in Eukaryota, Viridiplantae, Streptophyta, Magnoliopsida, Malpighiales, Euphorbiaceae. The transcript is spliced from 6 exons. The record is from RefSeq and is a predicted model, not a curated record.
AUGAGUCCUUGUAUAGUACCAGUCCUUUUGGUGCCUAAAAGGGAUGGUACUUGGCACAUCUGUGUGGACUGUAGGGCUAUCAAUAAAAUUACUGUAAAGUAUAGACAUCCUAUUACUAGAUUGGAUGAUAUGUUGGAUGAAUUGCAUGGUGCUGUUGUUUUUUUUAAAAUUGAUUUGAAAAGUGGAUAUCAUCAGAUUAGGAUGAAAGAAGGUGAUGAAUGGAAAACCGCAUUUAUGACAAAGAACAUGAUUGAGCAUAUGCAACAUUUGAGAUGUGUGUUUGAUGUGUUGAGAAAAAACAGAUUUUUUCAUGGAUUAGCUAGUUUUUAUAAGCGGUUUGUGAAAGACUUUAGUACCAUUGUUACACCAUCAAAUGAGCUUGUUAAGAAAAAUGUUGCUUUUGUGUGGGGUAUUGGUGCUGUAUUAAUGCAGGAAAGGAGACCAAUUGCAUUUGUUAGUGAGAAGUUGAAUGGAGCUACUUUGAAUUACUCUACAUAUGAUAAGGAAUUGUAUGCAUUGGUACAGAACAAGUUGAAUAGGCAACAUGCCAAGUGGGUGGAGUUUAUUGAGACAUUUCCUUAUGUGAUCCAGUAUAAGCAGGGAAAGGAAAAUAUAGUAAUUGAUGCUUUAUUUAGAAGGUAUAAUUUGCUUGCUAUCCUAAAUACUAAGUUACUUGGUUUUGAGUUUGUGAAAGAUUUAUAUGCUGAGGAUGUUGAUUUUGCUACUGUGUUUGUUGCUCGUGAGAAAAUUGCAUUUCAAAAGUUUUAUAGGCAUAAUGGAUUUUUGUUUGGGGAAAAUAGAUUGUGUGUGCCUAAUGGUUCUAUGCAUGAAUUGCUUAUGAUUGGAUCACCUUCUGGUGGUUUAAUGGGAUAUUUUGGUGUGGCAAAAACUCUAGACAUUUUGAGGGAUCAUUUUUUUUUUUUUGCCACACAUGAGAAGGGAUGUGAAAAGAGUCCAGAUUCGAGGACAAAUCCUUUUAAGCAGGAGGGGAAUGAUGGAGAUCCACCAGCAUCUAGUCUGGGAGUGAAACUUCAAGGUCUAAUUACUAGAGCCAGAGCCAGAAUGCUACAAGGCCUAGUGUAA